Peniophora sp. CBMAI 1063 is the source of this 687-nucleotide messenger RNA. The record is from the annotation of a GenBank genome assembly. NCBI's taxonomy places the organism in Eukaryota, Fungi, Basidiomycota, Agaricomycetes, Russulales, Peniophoraceae.
AUGUCGAAGCCACUCAUUGACUUGCCGACUUCAAUAUCUGCCGAUGGUUGGGCCGACGACCUCUUUAAAGCCGCGGGUACCCGCCCAGACCCUACUGUCAAAGCUCCACCUCCUCCGCCUCUAGCUGGACCUUCUACCUCUUCAUCUUCUACCAUUCAUGCUUCGAGAGUCCCUCCCGUGGAACGCAAACCAACUUCACCGGAAUCUCGGCCGAGCUUUGCGAAUGGCCGUGAACGGUCCACCGACUACGCAUCUCAAACGAUACCAGCUGGGGGACUGGCUGCCACUCUUUCCUAUCCUGGUCAAAACCCGUUUCCGGCUCCUGAUGAGGAUGGAAGGCUGAAGCGCUCCGCCUCACAUUCGCACCUGUCACCCUUGGACCUGCCAUCGCCACCCCCGCACCCGGGAUACUCAACGGCGCACUCUCGUACAGAGGAUAACCUGCUUCGGUCCCCCGCCUCCAUGCCGUCGCCCAACGCUCGCUCGCCGCUACAUGCCUCGCAUAUGCGUAACGGCUCGGAUACGAGCGAGAACGGCGUGCGGAAACCUGGGGGACAUGCGCCUAGUCUACGCUCAAGUGUUGCCAGUAAAGGAAGCUGGCGCGUGGGCUUCACUGGGAAGCUGAAGGGCGCGCUAAGAUUAGGAAAGAGGGAGAGGACCAUGUCGGAGUACUCGAUUCGCGAGUAG